Cephus cinctus (wheat stem sawfly) is the source of this 3542-nucleotide messenger RNA. It is a transcript of the gene Drep4, whose product is annotated as DNA fragmentation factor subunit beta. Gene Ontology annotation, biological process: apoptotic DNA fragmentation; apoptotic process. The record is from RefSeq and is a predicted model, not a curated record. The transcript is spliced from 6 exons. Gene Ontology annotation, molecular function: DNA endonuclease activity. NCBI's taxonomy places the organism in Eukaryota, Metazoa, Arthropoda, Insecta, Hymenoptera, Cephidae. Bases 494 to 1738 code for a protein of 414 amino acids. Gene Ontology annotation, cellular component: cytoplasm; nucleus.
GUAGCUGAACUAGUGCCAGGAAUCGAGGGCAGCGUGCGAGUUAGACAUUCAGCCGUCCAGCCAGCCAUCUAGCUUAGCAGCCAUAGACAGGCGCAUGCCGUGAAUUCCCAGCUGACUUGACUCCAUCCGAUCACAACAUUCCUUUAGCACUGUCCGCCUUUAGUAGUGCAUUUUUGUUUUAACUCCCGGUGCAUCUUCUGUUGUACCUUCAUCGAGAUAGAUUUUGAAACACUGUACAUUGUCACUCGUUGAUUGAACCUCGAGACGCAUGUGUGAAUAGGAAAGACGUCUAUCCUCUUUUAUUUUUCUUUGUUCUCGGUGAAAAUUACUGGCUCUCGUUAUCGUCGAGUGACACUGUUGUUUGACGGAAGAUAACAGCUGCUUUUUAACGCAGCUGCCAGGCCUUUCGCUCUCUGCCUAUCCUUUGUUUCUCGAUCUUUUUCUUUUUUGUACUUGACCAUUUUUUUUAUUCCUUUUUCAUUCUUUCUUCGAUAUGUCCCUGUUCUCUGAGUGCUUUCGGAAAAUCGUACGAGGAAAUAAGGAGUGUGAGUUAAAAGGUUAUAAGGUGACGGAUGUGAAUCGAAGAAGAAAGUUCGGAGUGGCCUGUCGCACACUUGAGGAACUCAAACGGAAAGCCUGCGCAAAGCUCAAUAUAACUAAUAAUCUGGCGGAUAUAAGGGUUUACCUACUGGAUGGAUCUGAGCUUGAUGAAGAAUAUUUCAGCACCCUUCAAUCCCAAACAACCUUGAUAUUAAGGAAACCUGGAGAACCAUUGCUUUCCGAUGCGGACAUCCUGUAUGAGGCACUGAGACGCGUCAACGUAGACUUUCUGAAGGUCGGUGACGAGGUUUCCAAAUUUCUUAAGGAAAAUCUCAGGGACAAAGUAGCGCUUCUUAAUAGCAUCCUCAAGAAGGCUGACUCAAGGAGCACCCUUAGUACCAAGGAUGAGGACCCUGACUGGUUUCGGGAGCUUGAGACAAAUGCCGCCACUAAGGAAGCCUAUCUGUACCGAAGAUGUCAGGACCGCAUACGUGGUUACCUUUACAAAACAAUUGAUCAGAUUAAAUCAUCAGAACCGUACAUUAAUGACAGUAUAGCCAAACAAAAUCUUCAUCAUAUGAUAACCUUCUUUAAGAUGCAACUGAAGGAGGACAAUUAUUUUGGAUUUUACUUUGACAGAAGAUAUGCGCGGCCAUUUACGUUGCCAUCUGAGGAAGCAGCUCUAUUGAGGAGCCAAUUCGAUAUUUGCAAUCGACGAGAAAAAAUUGCACGCUUAGACAAGGAAGCUGAAGAGGAUCGUUUUCGUAUAGAUAAAACAGAUGAAAUUAGUGAAGAUGAGAUUGAUGCAAAACGGUCGCGUGACGUCACUCCUCUUGAAAAUUUUGAUGACCGUUGUCCUUACGAGGUGUCACCAUCUGGUGGCCGUGAGCAGGUAGCUCUAUGUGAUUCCAGAGGAGAGUUUAAAUGCGAUGGACGUUGGAAUCUGGAAAGCUGUUCUUAUGAAAAUAAGCACAAAAUAAAUCCUUAUAAUUCACGCGAAGAGUUAAUUUUAUUCUCCACGUGGAAUUUGGAUCACAAAAUCGAAAGAUCAAGAACGAUCAUACCGAGUUUAUUGAAAAUCUCCGAAAAGGAUACCCUCAACAAGAACGAGGUUAUGGAGUUUUAUGAAAAUCUUUUCACCGUGAAGAAUCUCAGACUGGUCCAUAUCGUAUGCCAUGAUAAAACAACGCACAAGUGAAUUGAAUAUCUCAAUUAUUGAUGACUAAAAUGAAAUUAAGAAUUUUUAAAUUUAUCUCCAGGAUCAACAGGUCGUAUUGACUCGCCACAGAUACGUAAAAAUAAUUAGUAAGCAUUAGUAUAAUGUUACAGGGGACUAUACAUAGAUACAUAGAGAGGACGUUGUUGGUAAUAUAUAUCAUUAGAAAUUGUUAUAACGUUAAUUCGUUAAAAAUCACUGGGUGAGAUUUGCCUCUAACUACGGUGCCGAGUGAACCUAAAAAUCUAUUAGAAAAAAUAUUAUUCAAUUGUCUCGUCCCAUUCAACCAAAACGAUUUAGAACUAGAAACUAGAUUUAGCUACAAAAACACGUCGUGAUAACCUGUGAAAAAUAUCACGUUAGGUGGACAGCUGUUCUACGUAUGGGCUAUAAAUUUCUUAAAAAGAAAAAAAAGGGGAACCCGUAUGCAGAGUGUAGUGAAGUACGUCCAUUCUAAAAUGCAUUCUAGGAUUUGAAAGUUCUCAAGAGUCUUUCUAGAAGAGUCUAUAUUAUCAUUUCAAAUUUAAUAAGCUUAUCAGACUCUUGUAAUUAUAUACAUGACAUACAUAUAAUAUAUACUUACAUAUAAAAUUUAAUCUGACUGCUGAAGAAACAAAGUUCUGAUACGUACUUAUAAAUAAUUCAAAGACGUCUAGUAGAAUUUCGACAAUAGAAUCAAAAAAGAAAAUGGUGCUUCUAAUGGGUGAUACAAAUAAAAACAUGGCGCCCGAUUUAUAUAUAUAAAUGAAAUACAGUGUGCACAAAUAAACAUCUCUUAGUGCAUGGAUAACAGGAAAUUUGUAAAGUCUAAGGGAUUAAAAUUUAAAAAUCUGUUACUAAAAAGGAGAAAAGUCUUGUUUACUCCUGGUCUUAAAAGUCUUAUAUGAAAAUACGGACGACCAUAGCACUGGAAAUAGUUUAGCAUUAUCGAAUAAGAAGUCAAAUGAGAAAUUCGUGGACGAGAAUUCUCUUUGCUAUUUUCUUCCUAACGGCAGGACGACCACGUGUGACAGCGUGCGUCAGCCAAAAUAUAAAUGUCGUACAGGGUGCAUCAUUGCUUAAAAUCGUUAGCCUCGACCAAUGAACGUCCCGGCAGUUUCCAUGAAUGCAACAAUGUUUAUUAGAACAGUUAUUAAUAGAACAUAUAGGAUGAUCUUUAUAUUUAUCCCUUGUACGUCCUUUGAGUACGUAUUUCUUAAGGCGCGAACGCAUAUCGCGACCGACUGAAUGUUAAUUGGCUCAAUGUUGAAUAUAAGAGAGCGGUCGCUUUGUGGGGGACACUUAAUGCUCCUUCGUGAAUACGCUACGUGCGUGGGGCAGCUUAAUGGUACCAGUUAACGUUAACAGUCUGAGCCAAUUACUAAUCAGCGACAUUUCAUCACAACGACUAGUAUUCACUGUCGCUCAAUAUACAAUACACCCAAUUAGCCAUAGAGAGAUUACAGAUACUUAAUCACGGAAUUUAAUUCGCGUUAUUAAAAUGUCCUUUCUACAAAGUUUUAAAAUUUUUUCCCAAAACAAGGCCUAAAAUUAUUAUAAAUAUUCUCACCGCCGGAUCCAGUAGUAAAACUAUAAUUUCCCCCAAAAAAAUGGAAGUUCGAAUUCGCUCCAUGAGGCUAACGGUUUGAUGAAAAAAAUGCAGUGCUUUUCCGUAGACGAUAUUGUAUUUUUUCAAUGUACAAAAAAAAAACGUGUAAUCACUUUAGAAAAAUAUAUUUUAGGUACUUGGAGGAAAAAAAAAAAGAAAAAUAAAAUAAAUAAAAAUUCCUGUUUAUUUUGGUCUGCA